Messenger RNA from Cladocopium goreaui, 3040 nucleotides. Lineage: Eukaryota; Dinophyceae; Suessiales; Symbiodiniaceae. The record is from the annotation of a GenBank genome assembly.
AUGCCGCCCAAGAUGCCGAAAACCUGUUUUUUUCGCACUCUGUGCAUGGGAAUGAUGAUCCUUGGGGCGUGCGUAGAUGAGGGAUGUACUGACGAAGCACUUCAUGUGCUCCAACGAAAGACUUCUUAUCGCACCAGCUUCGACUUUCAUUUGGAAAAGACAGUGACUCUAACAGGUCUACACGACAAUUUCAAUAUUGACACAGUCGGAGAUUCUAUUCGCGACAUCUUCAACAGCAUCCGAGAUUGUGUUGAUUCCAGUGCCCGACUACGCUUUGCCAUGUGGAUCCGUUUCCUCGUCGAUACAGCGCACUGUGAUGUGAACGCAUCUGUGAACUCUGGAAGUGCUGUGAUGACUAUAUCAACUUGUGGUCAUUUCCCACUGUCCGCCACGUUGUUUCGCGGUCCUGGAGUUCAAUAUGACACCGAUACCAUCACCUUCAGCUCAUGUGCUCAUGACACCAUUUGUUCAGAUCUCCGAUUGGUGAACAAGGCGCCAGUUAGAUUUGCCAUGGCCAAGGGGAGUCAAGGGGCAGCUCACCAGUGUCGAAAGGCCAUCACUGUCUCAUCUCCAGUUGUCUCGCAGAUGUUCUGCCUUGACAUUUGGCUGAGCGCGACUUUGAGAACCUGGACCCAAUUGUCCUUCUCCUACAAGGACAAGGGGAUCAUCACCACAUGGAACAAGAAGGCAGAGGAGGUCUUGGGACACAAGAGCGAAGAUGUGGUUGACAAGGUCUGGACAGAUCUGCUGGCAGAGGGUUGGGUGGAGCGCUGUUUGGAAGCGCUGGAGAAGAUUCAGAGCCCGGGCGAAGAGGUUGUCCUGCCGAUGGUGACAGGUGAGGGCCUACAUUGCACUGUCCGCUUUGUGGUUCGUAAAUUUGGGCGAAGCAGCUGCUUCUUCUUCUCAUGUGGCCACACACCGCCAUCGCCAACGGUGACCAAAUGGCCACUGGAGAUUCGAUCAGUUGAAGGUCAAGGACGAUGUGCCUUCGCAGCGCAUGACCUUGCUGCAAGAGAGCUGCUGCUGGAGGAGGAACCCUUCUACACACGGAUGCCCCCCAAACAGCUGCAAGGCCGCCCUGAGUGGGAUGAGGCCUGGACGGUAGCCUUCAACGGCAUCCGCGCUGUGCUGACAGCGCCCAAAGAUUCUGCCUUCGCUGCAAUGCCGGAAAAGCCUUUACUGGCCAGUACUGCCUUGGUCCGGGAUUUGUUGAGCUUUGCCCUACUACCGGAGACCUUGAUAGGUGCCUUAAUGAACUUCAGCUAUCCAGAUCUUGACUCAGAGCACGCUCUGGUGGACGUGGCCAGACAAUUGGCGGAACUUUGCAAAGAACGUCUGCCUGAGUGCAGGGAUGCUGAUGUGAAGCUGUUGCAAUUGGGCGUCCUUGUAACAGAAAUGAACAUUUUUCCAGGAGGGCGCAUAUUCUGGACAAUGAGCCGGAUCAAUCACAGCUGUGCCCCGAACUGUGUAUUCAGCGCGGCGCCGAAUCGCUGGGGCUUGCGAAGUAUCCGUGACAUCGCAGCCGGUGAGGAGAUUACAAUUUCGUACCUCGGAGAAGAGCUGCUCCUCCCAACCCUGCAGCGCCAAUGGUUGUUAUGGCGCUCCAAAUGUUUCAUUUGCAGAUGCCCUCGGUGUGAAAGCCCAGAGGACCCCCUCCGAGAUCGUGCUUGUAACUCUUGCGCGCCGAUACCAAGACGUUGGCAGGUGGUGCAUCAGCCAGCAGUGUGGCGUCGCAAAGAGCCAGCCACAAAAGGUCGCGCUGUGGCACUGUUGAAGGAGGGCACUGAAUUUGAUGCCACGGGAGAGUUGCGCACUACCAAGGAGGGGCUGUGGGUGUUUGGAGAAGAUUCCGAUUCGAAGAAAAGUGGUUGGGUACUGGUGGAUGGUUCUGCUUUGGGUCUUGGACCUUUGAUUGAACCCAUUGAUCCAGACUUCUCGAACAUUUGGCCUGGCAAGCUGAAAAGUCGUUUCCAGAAGAAGGCAUUGCACCGUCCAGGCGAUAUGCGCGAGUUUGAUUGGUACGACUUGGACAAAGUGACCAGGGUCACGCGGUGGCGCAAGGAGGAAGGCUCGGAGCAGACGAACGCUGCAGGUGAAUCAGUCCCCGUGGUGCGCUUUUGCGAUGGCCAUUGGACUUGCAAAAGUUGCGGAGAAGAGGGGGAAGCUCUUGAGAAAGAGGAGAAAGUGUUGGUAGAGGUGGCGCAGCGCGUAUUUGCCAUGACCUUACCUGAUCAGCGUCGAGCUUCAACUGCUGGCGUGAAAGGCUUGGCCCUCCCAACAGAAUCCUUCGUUCUCUCGGCCCUUCGUCUUGCGGAUGAUGCAGGUUGCCUGUUUGGCCGUCGGCAUUGGAUCUGGCAAAUGGGCUUGCUUUUUGCAGUGGACCUGGAUCUAUCACUCAGCAGGUACACAUACAUGAAGUGGGAUGGUGAGUUCCUGUUGGGCACUGCUUCAAUGCUACUUGAGGUGUGGGAUUGGCUUGCAUCUCUGGAUUUGUCUCAGGAGCCUGGCUAUUUCCUCCACAGUCGUGCCUUGCUGCUUUCCAGGGAGCUGGACAGUGUCGAACCAUCGGAUCUGAUCAAGGACCGCUUUCAGUUCCUCCAAAAGAAGCUGCGCCAGCGACUCGAUUCGCUGUCGCCUGCGGUCAGCAUUUUACCUGGGCGGGACUUCAUUCCGGAGACCCUCUUCAUUGCCCACUGAGCUAUCUGAGUUACAACUGCGGAGAGGAGAAGAAUCUCCCAUGGCGGUUCAUGAUUUUGAACAACUUGGCGGCUUGAUGCGGCUUGAUGCGGCUUGAUGCGGCUUGAUGCGGCUUGAUGCGGCUUGAUGCGGCUUGAUGCGGCUUGAUGCGGCUUGAUGCGGCUUGAUGCGGCUUGAUGCGGCUUGGGUUUGGUUGACGGCUGGAACAUGUUGGAACUCCCAAAAUCUUCAUGGUGGGUCCAAAGCGAUCCACUGGCCCUGCUGGCUGAGUGAACAUCACCUGGCUGAAACCAGGGAAGGGACGGCAACUUAGAGAACUUGGAAAAAUGCGGAGUUUGAGUGG